AUGACUGCGCGGCGAGCCAUGACUAUUGCGCAGUCGAUGGGCUUUCAUCGGUCAGGGGCUCGGGUUCACUACAAGGUUCUCAACCCAGAGACCAAGGCGUACCCACACUUGAUGUGGUUCCGCAUUGUUUUCUACGAUCGACAGAUGUGUCUUAUGCUCGGUAUGCCGCAAGGGGCCACUGAUCGAAGCAUAGCACCUGAUUCGAUGCUCAAGGAUUCGGCCAGCGGUCAGCUUGAGCAAAUCCAUUGCGUCAUUGCAUCGCAAAUUUUGGAGCGCAACGAACAUGACUCGGCCAGCUAUGAUUAUGCCUGGACGCGGAAUCUCGAUAAGGAGCUGCAGCGAUCGGCCCGGAGCUUGCCAACUCGAUGGUGGCUAAUCCUGAACCUCAGCGGCGAGACGAAGGGCUCGCAGGCUUUGUUCUGGGAAAUGCGGCGACUGUCAGAACAAUUAUUUCAUUAUAACUUUCUCAGCCAGCUCCACCUUCCCUACAUGUUUCACGACUCUGUUGAGCACAAAUUCAAUUACUCCCGAAUUACUUGUGCCAACGCCUCGCGAGAGAUCUUAUCCCGCUUCAUCAUGCUGCGCCGCUGGAAUCUCAACUGUCGUACCAUCGACUUCACUGCGCUUAUGGCGGCCAUGACCCUGCUACUGGCUCAUCUGUAUAGUCACCGUUGCUCGCAGGUCGACAAUUUUCUCGCCGCCCAAUAUUUGGGUGACCGUGCCAUGAUCGAGCAGGCACAAGAAGACAUGGAGGAGCUCAACCGCCUGAACUCAGAUACCUUGAGUGCACGAAGCGCUCAGUUGCUGAGCCGGUUGCUCGCCAUUGAAGCCAAGGCAGCCGAAGGUGACUUCGAAAGCGCCCAAAGCGUAAUCGUACAAGGGUCCGAGAUCGAAGAAACACAAUCCGACGACCCGACCAACCCUGGCAAACACAUUUAUAUCCCGUAUUUUGGGGUCAUUACAGCUGGGGGCGAGUCUCAUGCUGACAGCAUGAGUUCCCAAGCCCAAACACAGCCGACCUCUUCUACAACAUCAAUUCCAGAUUCCUAUAACAACCAUUUCCGUAAUAAAAUUAGCAGCAACAAAACUUACAAUAACGCAACUGCUCUCUUUGCACCGCUAAUCUCGGGAGUUCUCUCAGAUGAUCCCAUGCGGCAGUUUGAAUACCCUGGGGCGGCAGCUAGAAUGGAGGAUGAUGCAUUCCAGGAUCUGGACUUAGCUUUCUUGGACAACUUGAUGAGAGGAACCGGGGAUGGAGAAGACAGUACAGAAUGGGCUGCGGUAUGA
Messenger RNA from Penicillium vulpinum, 1287 nucleotides. RefSeq names its product fungal specific transcription factor domain-containing protein. The transcript is spliced from 2 exons. Lineage: Eukaryota; Fungi; Ascomycota; Eurotiomycetes; Eurotiales; Aspergillaceae. The coding region runs from base 1 to 1287 and encodes 428 amino acids. The record is from RefSeq and is a predicted model, not a curated record.